CGAUAGAAUUUUUAACCUGCUUCAUUUAUCCCUGACAGCAACCAAAGCCAGUAUCAAAUACUGGGGACAUAUUUGUCAUGGCGGGGAAGAACAGUUGCCAGUGUGUAGAUAGGUUGGUGGGAUGUUGUGGAGCAGUGAUCAAGAUCCACAAUGGGUUGGCGGCCAUGGUCCUUUCUAUGUAGGUUGUGGAACUACUUCUGUAAGAAAGGCACAGUAACUAUGCCACAGACAGACAAGCAAGUAUGCAUUCCACCAGAGCUUCCAGAUUUGCUCAAGCAGUUUACCAAAGCUGCUAUUCGGACUCAGCCUCCAGAUUUAAUCCUAUGGUCUUCCGAAUAUUUCAGUGCCAUGGCCCGUGGAGAACUCCCCCCUGUAAGAGAGCGAGCAGAUAGAGUGCCUUUAUCAAACUGGGCAGAGCUUACUCCAGAACUCUUGAAGGUCUUGCACCAGAGAGUGGGUGGGAGGCUGAUAGUCCAUGUGGAUGAAUUGGCCCAGAUGUGGAAGGUGCUCAAUCUCCCAACAGAUUUGUUUGACAGCGUGAUGAACGUUGGGCGUUUUACUGAAGAAAUUGAAUGGCUCAAGUUUUUAGCUCUGGCCUGUAGCUCUCUUGGAGUUACUAUCGCAAAAACUCUGAAGAUAAUAUGUGAGGUUUUAUCCAAUGAGAAUGACAGUGGACCAGCUCGCAUUCCUUUCAGUACUUUCCAGUUUCUCUACACUUACAUUGCUGAAGUCGAUGGAGAGAUCUCAGCAUCCCAUGUCAGCCGAAUGCUGAAUUACAUUGAACAGGAGAUCAUUGGACCAGACGGGUUGAUCAAGGUGACUGAUUUUACCCAGAAUCCUCGAGUCAGGCUGGAGUAGAUUCUCAGUGCCUCAUACACUACUAUGUUACUAAAAGCAAGAGGAAACAGAGGAUAGAAUAAGAAUUUCAAAUA
Anolis carolinensis (green anole) is the source of this 932-nucleotide messenger RNA. Its product is annotated as ropporin-1. The transcript is spliced from 6 exons. Gene Ontology annotation, cellular component: cytoplasm; motile cilium. The record is from RefSeq and is a predicted model, not a curated record. Gene Ontology annotation, biological process: sperm capacitation. Bases 151 to 858 code for a protein of 235 amino acids. Lineage: Eukaryota; Metazoa; Chordata; Lepidosauria; Squamata; Anolidae.